CCGAGGAGGGCACUUUUUGUGAUGGCAACUUCACUUCUAGGGGUGAGUCUGAGGGGUUUCUUGCUGGUUUAAUUAGUUAUUUUAUUGUCCAGCGGAGGAGAUUAACAUUACUUCGGUCACAGCAGGAAAGACAGUUCGUUGAUUAUGUUUUAAGCAAGUGGGUCACGAGAAAAAAGCUGAGAUUCAUUUCGCCGCGACAGAGAGAGACGCGCACGGGAUAGAACUUUCUACUGAUGUGCCCAAGACGCGCAUGUUACCGUGCAUGUCACAUUUAACGAGGAGCCGAGGUUGGGAUCGACUCCUUUAGCCAUGUUGGCUGCGACAUGCAACAAAAUAGGGAGUCCGAGCCCUUCACCAUCCUCCAUUUCGGAUAAUUCUUCAUCGUUUGGUAAAGGCUUUCACCCGUGGAAGCGAGCCACCGCCAGUAGCUGUAGUCUCGGCUCCGGUCUGUCCGGUUUCGGAGUGUCCCGUAACGGAGCUGGUCUAUCGGACUCGUUUGGUACCAACAGCUCCACCGGAUCGAGUGCCUUCUCCCUCACUUCUGGGACCUCAUCCACGUCCCACUUUGGAAACGAUUAUUCUGUAUUUCAGGCCUCCGUUACAAACAGUUCCCAAGAACCCAGCCACCAGCCCGUUUUUAUUUCCAAGGUACACACGUCAGUGGACAGUCUGCAAGGCAUCUACCCAAGAAUGAGCGUUGCGCAUCCAUACGAGUCCUGGUUCAAGUCGUCCCAUCCUGGUAUCCCCACAGGAGAGGUUGGCACCACCGGCGCAUCUGCGUGGUGGGACGUGGGAGCGGGAUGGAUUGAUGUUCAGAACCCGAAUGGGGCAGCACUACAGACGUCUUUGCACUCCGGUGGACUCCAGACGUCGUUGCACUCCCCUUUGGGGGGUUACAAUUCCGAUUACUCCAGUUUAAGUCACUCCGCCUUCAGCACAAGUCCCUCUUCUCACCUUUUGACAACCGGACAGCACCUGAUGGACGGAUUCAAACCGGUGCUGUCCUCUUAUCCGGACUCUAACCCGUCUCCAUUGGCCGGAGCUGGGGGGACUAUGCUGUCUGGGGGGCCAACGGCCUCCCUAGCCGGGUCUCCACGGUCUUCAGCACGUCGCUACUCCGGUAGAGCCACCUGCGACUGCCCCAAUUGUCAGGAGGCGGAGAGGCUGGGACCAGCGGGAGCGAGUCUGCGGCGGAAAGGGCUCCAUAGCUGUCACAUCCCGGGCUGUGGGAAAGUUUACGGGAAAACCUCGCACCUCAAGGCACACUUGAGAUGGCACACCGGAGAGAGACCGUUUGUGUGUAACUGGCUGUUUUGCGGGAAGAGAUUCACGCGCUCUGACGAGCUCCAGCGACACUUGCGCACGCACACGGGGGAGAAAAGGUUCGCAUGUCCGGUGUGCAACAAGAGGUUUAUGCGGAGCGACCACCUGAGUAAACACGUAAAGACUCACAGCGCAGGGGGCUCCGCCGGGUCUGGCUCCGGUAGCGGGGGGAAGAGGGGAAGUGAUACUGACAGCGAACACAGCGCUCCGGGGAGCCCUCCGUGCCAUUCCCCCGACCUGUUGCAACCUCCGGAGUCUGCCCAGGGAACAGGAAACGAACGGCCUUUCUAAACUCACUCAACUAAGUAUAACAUCUGGGAAUAGCCGAUAACCUAAGGGAAAUGGUGAAAAAAAUACAGUGGACAUACGUUGAGUAUGCGUAAAUAUGCCCAUUUGCCGAGUUGAGUUAAUCAAGUGCUUAAGACUAGGCCUACAGAUCAAAUUAUCUAAUUGUAGCCUAUUAAUUGUGGGUGUACAGGUAAAAUACAGUAGUGGUAAAGUAAACCUGUGGUCAUUCUGGGGCACAAUAUAAAAGCAUUCUUCUAACGCACAGACUGAUGAUCCAAUCCGGGUACCCUAUACUUUGGUGUACCCGUUUGAGUGUUUUUGCAACAUGGUUAUGACAUUGGUAUGACAAUUAGCAAGAAAUAGAAAUCGGUGUUCUAUCAAUUGGUGGCCUGCAAUAUCGUGUUACUGCUGUGCUGACGUACUUUGAUCCCAAACCAAACUGUGGCACUUUAUUAGCCUGUUGAACACUAGAAAUGAUCAGUGUGUGUCCUCUUCGACGGGCUGCUUUGUAAGAACAUAUCACAUAUGUGUGGUGAUCAACGUUUUUCUUAUGCCCUUAUCGUCCUUAUCACACACAUCAUCUGUUUAUUAAAAAUGGAAGGUAGGUUAUACACACAUUGGUCAUAUCGCACAUUGGUUAAAUGCUCCACAAGACAAUAUCAUAGAGCCGUGACUGCAAGGCUGUAUAUAGGAGAGAUGUAGCCUAAUCGGUUAGAAAAAUUAUUACGCACCAAUGUAAAGGUGAGUUAUGUAUUUGUCCAGAAGACCAUUUUUGUAUAGUCAUUUCUAGUUGUAAAUUUGGCUCUAGUAAAUAUUUGAAAACGGAAGUGUAUUUGGAUUCUUUUCAUUUUUAUUUUGUUUGUUUGCCGGGAUAUAAAAAAAAUGUUAUUGUGGGGAGUUAUAUUUAACCACGAGUUUAGUGUAUUUCCCUGUCUAUUAUUAGACGCACUUUGAAUUUAUUUGUAAGAUGAUUUUAAAAUCAUUCGAUGUUUAUUAUUCUCAUGUUUUAAUUUAAGUAAGCAUGUUGUAAAGUGACGUUAAUUUCACAAGCAAAUUUUCUCAGAGACUGGCUUUCUAAUUUAAGCCACUCAAUAAAGUCAGUAUGGAUUCAGAAGCAAUUCGUUUAGACUCCGUUUGUUUGCUAUGUAAUUGAAAUUGAAUGCAUGCCACAGUUGACAACGCUAUUCUUUGCAAGAUUUUAGAAGUCGGCUAAAAUGUGCCAAAUAUGACCACUGGUUGCUGCAUGGAAGAGUCUAACUUCAUUAUGAUAAGAUGUUCUGAUGCUAUGAUACUUCAUAACCGAUGCUAUGGUAUUUAAUAUGGCUGAUAACUUGGGUGUUAUAGUUUUAAUACUUAAUCUCACUAGUUUUAUUUAAUCAAAUUGUCUGUAAUCUGUACUUUUGUGGC
Messenger RNA from Esox lucius (northern pike), 3018 nucleotides. It is a transcript of the gene sp8b, whose product is annotated as sp8 transcription factor b. Gene Ontology annotation, biological process: regulation of transcription by RNA polymerase II. The transcript is spliced from 2 exons. The record is from RefSeq and is a predicted model, not a curated record. Gene Ontology annotation, molecular function: RNA polymerase II cis-regulatory region sequence-specific DNA binding; DNA-binding transcription factor activity, RNA polymerase II-specific. Lineage: Eukaryota; Metazoa; Chordata; Actinopteri; Esociformes; Esocidae. Bases 310 to 1614 code for a protein of 434 amino acids.